Molecule: messenger RNA, 1536 nt
Organism: Oreochromis niloticus (Nile tilapia)
Lineage: Eukaryota; Metazoa; Chordata; Actinopteri; Cichliformes; Cichlidae
Product: dynein regulatory complex protein 9
Exons: 10
Coding region: 109-1026 (305 amino acids)
Biological process (GO): cilium organization
Cellular component (GO): motile cilium; cytoplasm
Molecular function (GO): protein binding
Source: RefSeq, a predicted model, not a curated record
GGGGAGAAAAAGUGGUUACCAUAGUAACAUAAAGCCUCAACUUUAUUUCCGGCGCUGGUUUCGCGUUAGAAAUGAUUACUGGUAUUCACAACGCGAGAAGGAGAGAACAUGUGUUUAUCCAGGAUUCAGAGUCUGAGACUGGCAGCAGUACUGGAGGACUGUUCACACCAGCUGGAAAUACUGGGACAUAUUCUCGCAAUGCGGAUACGCAGGGAAAGACCUGCACAGGAGAAAGCCAAGCUCAGGAAGUUGACAGGGGAUUGUGAAUACAUCUCACAGCUGAUGUCCAAGCUACAUUUGGAGCUGGAGGAGAAAUGGUGUUUUAGCUCUCUGCUGCAGGCUGUGGAGGAAAUCGAGCAGAGGAGAAGGGAUACGAACAUGAAAAGGGAGGAAAUGAAACAAGUGGACAAGAGAAGACAGACGCUUCUGAAACAACAAGAGGAGCUCCAGCAGAAAACUCUCAAACUGCAGGUCAUACACCAGGAAGCAAACAAGAAAGAUAAUUUAUUAAAGAUGAGAAGCAAAGAGAACACUAAGGAGAACGACACUGGGCUGCAGCUCAGGAAGAUCCAGAAUGAGACCAGUCAGGCUGAGGCACUGCUGGAAGGGCAGCUGGAGCUGCUGAAGAAACAGUUGAAGGAGGAGGUGAGAGUUCACGAGGAGUCUCAGAAAUUCCUGCUGAGCCAGCAUGAGGAGCUGCAGCAGCUGCUGCAUGAGCUGCAGCAGCACACAGAGCAGAUGGUGCAGAAGAAGAGCAAGCAGCUCCACAACGUGUGCUUCAAAAAGAACCUGAACUUAGACAGGCUGGAGGACAUGAAAAUGAAGUUCAAGGAGAUGGAGCAGAUGGUGAUGGAGGACAGGGAGGAGCAGGAGAAACUCCACCAACAGCAGGCACGGAUCAGAGCUGCCACCAAGCUGCAGGCCUGGUGGAGAGGCUGCAUCGUACGCCGAGGACUCUGCGGUUUUAAAAAAGCUGAGAAAGGCAAGAAAGGGAACAAGAAGGAAAGAAAGAAAAAGAAGAAAUGACUUUUUGCUAGUGCUGCCAAAUGUCAUUGACAUGAUGAUCUGAAUAAAAACAAACACUAAUGCAGUAUGUGAAGUCUUUAUUAUAAAUAUAAUAGCAGUUACAGUUACAACAGUUAAAACUCAUUCAUUCAAAGUCCUCUUACUCAGUUUUAUGUACAUAUCAAAGUCACAGUUAUUUUAUAUUAAGCAAUGUCAAACACAGAGACACAAGAAAUCCAAAUUACCUCUGGUAAUAAAUACUACUGAGUAGUCUACUGUUAAUGACCAUAGGCCAUACAUUUUAACACAAGCCCGUAUCAUGACGUGACAGACUUAUCCAUAAAAAAACCAGACCAGAGCGAAAAAUCAACAGUCAUAAUGGUCAAAAUGCCCACAAAAAAAGCUGUUUUUGUGUUUUAUGAUGAUGAACUGAUUAUCUGGCAUAGUUCUGAUUAGUAGAGACAUUGUUAUCUCUCACCUCCAGACUGACAAUGUUUGCCCUGAUACUAAAUUGAAGUUAUAAUCCUGGCA